Molecule: messenger RNA, 1677 nt
Organism: Phyllostomus hastatus (greater spear-nosed bat)
Lineage: Eukaryota; Metazoa; Chordata; Mammalia; Chiroptera; Phyllostomidae
Gene: KASH5
Product: KASH domain containing 5
Exons: 19
Coding region: 1-1677 (558 amino acids)
Biological process (GO): homologous chromosome pairing at meiosis; actin filament organization; spindle assembly
Cellular component (GO): nuclear outer membrane; lateral element; meiotic nuclear membrane microtubule tethering complex
Molecular function (GO): dynein complex binding
Source: RefSeq, a predicted model, not a curated record
AUGGACCUACCAGAGAGCCCGGCGGGUGGUCCCGCUUCACAAAUGUACCUCUGGGACCAGCCGGAGGAGGGGCUCCUGGGGACACCGCUCAGCUUAGAGGAGCAAAUACUUAACUCCACCUUCGAAGCCUGUGACCCCCAGAGGACAGGCUUUGUGGCUGUGACCCACGUACUGGCCUACCUGGAGGCUGUGACCGGACAGGACCCCCAGGACGUGCGCCUCCGAACACUGGCCUGCAGCCUGGACCCCAAUGGGGAGGGCCCUCAGGCCACUGUGGACUUGGACACCUUCCUGGUCGUCAUGCGGGACUGGAUCGCUGCCUGCCAGCUGGAUGGACGAUUAGAGCUGGAAGAGGAGACCGCCUUCGAGGGGGCCCUGACCUCCCAGCGACUGCCAUCUGGAAGCCCAAAUGCCGGGGAGCCAGACAACCUGGAGAGCUUCGGAGGCGAAGACCCCAGACCUGAGCUGCCCGGCACAGCUGACCUGCUGAGCAGCCUGGAGGACCUGGAGCUCAAUAACCGCCGGCUGGCCGGAGAGAAUGCCAAACUGCAGCGCAGUGUGGAGACGGCUGAGGAGGGGUCCGCGCGCCUCGGGGAGGAGAUCUCGGCCCUGCGCAAGCAGCUCCGCAGUACCCAGCAGGCCCUGCAGCUCGCCAAGGCUGUGGAUGAGGAGCUGGAAGACCUGAAGAGCCUGGCCAAGAACCUGGAGGAACAGAACCGCGAUCUUCUGGCCCAGGCCCGGCAGACAGAAAAGGAGCAGCAGCAUCUAGUGGCUGAGCUGGAGACUCUACAGGAGGAGAAUGGGAAGCUGCUGGCCGAGCGGGACAGAGUGAAGAGGCGGACUGAGGAGCUGGCCAUGGAGAAGGACUCUUUGAAGCGGCAGCUUUGUGAGUGUGAACACCUCAUUUGCCAACGAGAAGCUGACCUCUCUGAGCGCACUUGCCACGCAGAGAGCCUGGCCAAGACCUUGGAAGAGUACAGAACAACAACCCAGGAACUGAGGCUGGAAAUCUCACACCUAGAGGAGCAGCUGAGUCAGAUCCACAAGGGGCCAGAUGAGCCGCCCAAAGGGACGCAGGCAAGAAGAGAGGACUGGGCCAAGCUGCUGCCCCCGUCGCUGGGCAUGGAGAUCCAGGCCCUUUGGCAGCAACGAGAAGAGGCAGCCGCUGAUCUCUCCAGCCCCCUGUGCGGGGUGUGGCAGUGGCAGGAGGGCGUCAGUGAGAGCGACGAGGAGGCUGAGGGACAGAGAAACUUCCAGGGAGAGCCAGCAUACUGUCAGGAAGGAAGGAAGGGGCAGACGAUGUGGUUGCCCAGAAGAGAGGAAGAGGAGGAUGCAGAGACCCGGGCCAUGGCUGAUCUCUCCAACCCUCUGAGAGACCCUCACCCUCGACACUUUCCAAGAAACCCUCCUGAGAGCCCUGCCCCGCCAGACCUGCGCCAGGCCCUGGUGCCUGUGGAGAAGAAGCUGGUACCUGUCAGGAGGCCGGUCUGGGGCCAGCUCUGCCUGUGCCCCCUGCACCCCCAGCGGCUCAGGGUCGCUCGGCACCCACUGAUCCCGGCACCCGUCCUGGCCCUCCUGCUGCUGCUGCUGCUGCUCUCCCUCCUGCUGCUCGGCCAGUCCCCGCCCCCCACCUGGCCGCACCUCCAGCUCUGCUACCUGCGGCCACCUCCUGUGUGA